Molecule: messenger RNA, 908 nt
Organism: Paramecium sonneborni
Lineage: Eukaryota; Ciliophora; Oligohymenophorea; Peniculida; Parameciidae
Source: the annotation of a GenBank genome assembly
AUGUAAUAAAGCUCUUUUUAAGCAAAAUUUAAGGCUGCUAUUGCUAUUGCUUAAAUGGAUAGAAAUUACAGAUCAAAAAAUAAGGACUAAAUUUAAAAUCAAUUACAUGGAAACAUUACAUAACAUAAUGGAAAUAAAUGUACUUUAUAUAUGGGAAAUGAUGAAAUGACAGAAAUUGAUAAAAAUGAAAUAAAACAUAAUUAAGUAAUAAAUAAAAACAAUGAACAAUAAAAAAUUCCAAGUUUUGAGGUAAUGCUCCUUAAAAAAAGUAAAAAUUCUGAAUAAGAAUGGAAAUAGAGAUGGACAGUCUGUAAAAAUAAUCGCCUUAUUUAUUACUUGCCUGAAGAUAGGAACUCACCUCAUGGUGUUCUUGAUUUUAAUAUUAUGUCAUAUUCUUUAUAAGAUGUCAAAGAUUAGCAAUAAAACAUAAUAGAAUUUGUGUAUAAUUUUUGAAUUCUAUUUCAAGAUUAAUUCCAAAUGGUUCUAAAAAGAAAUUUAUUUUUAAAGCUGAAACUUCGUAAGAAACAACUAAAUGCUAUCAAAUUGUUAAAGAAAAUAAAGAUACUUCUUGGGGGGCUAAACAAGUACUAGAUUCUUUGAAUAAAUAUCCUAUAUUUUGGAGAGUAUUUACAAUUUAUAAAAUUUUAGACAGAUAGAAUAUCAUAUUAAUAGUUUUUAUAAACAGGUGAUACAGCUGAUAUUCUUCUUUUUAGAAGCAAUGAAACUAAUGCCUUAAUUUAAAGAGGAUUAACUGGUUCUGAUUAUGAUCAUGCUGCUAUUUUGUUAAGAUAUUAAUCAGGAUCCUUGUAUACAUUGGAAGCUACUAAAUGUUUUGGAGUAGGAUUAUGCUCAUGGAGUAUUGUUUAAAUAGUAUGAUAAAAUUAUGAUAAGAAGAUUAGAAAUUGAAA